This is a messenger RNA of Sapajus apella (tufted capuchin), 3575 nucleotides long. RefSeq names its product FA complementation group C (gene FANCC). Gene Ontology annotation, biological process: cellular response to oxidative stress; nucleotide-excision repair; interstrand cross-link repair. Gene Ontology annotation, cellular component: Fanconi anaemia nuclear complex. Lineage: Eukaryota; Metazoa; Chordata; Mammalia; Primates; Cebidae. Bases 665 to 2341 code for a protein of 558 amino acids. The transcript has 16 exons. The record is from RefSeq and is a predicted model, not a curated record.
AUACUUUGUUGGAAUAUUUUAGCAUCUAAAUAUACCCUUUGUUGGACUGAUUAACUUCAUCUAAAGUGAAUUUAUGAUCUAAUGUCUGAUUUUGUUGCAUUUAUUUCUUUAGAGCUUUGGUUAAAUGACAUAUUUUGAAUGAGGUUUUAAACAACUUUCUUAACUCAUUCGGUUAUUUUUCGUAUUUCUUUCUCUCUCUCUGCGUACUCUCCCCUCUGUAGCCCCAUUUUGGUUGUCUCUGCCUGGCUUCUAUGGAGCUUGGGUGCAGAACCAGCUUUCAUAGUGGGGGCCCCUGGGCAGUCACAGGCUACUUCAUGGAAUGCCUGGUCCUGGCUGGCGGGUGCCCUCCAUCCCUCCCUAGACCAUCACUCCAUAGGCAACACGGAAGCUGCCAGCCCUCCUUCAGGCAUGAAGGGGUAGCAAUAAAUUACCUGUGGAACCAAGAGGAGAAAGAGGCAGAAAUAACUUGGAGCCAAGUCACCAGUCACAAAGGCAAGAAGAAGCUUCCUAAUAUUUUGACAACUAAUGUGUUCUUCGGCUCACUUUCUAACUGGUCUAACCAAAACCCAACAGUCUUACUGUCAGAUUUAAUGUAUGCCCACUAUUUCCUUCAGUGCUGGACAGGCUUCUGUGAAGGGGACGUCACCUUUUCCCUUUUUCCAAGAUGGCUCAAGAUUCAGUAGAUCUUUCGUGUGAUUAUCAGUUCUGGUUGCAGAAGCUUUCUGUAUGGGAUCAGGCUUCCACUUUGGAAACUCAGCAAGACACCUGUCUUCACCUGGCUCAGUUCCAGGAAUUCCUGAGGAAGAUGUAUGAAGCCUUGAAAGAGAUGGAUUCUAAUACAGUUAUUGAAAGAUUCCCCACAAUUGUUCAACUGUUGGCAAAAGCUUGUUGGAAUCCUUUUAUUUUAGCAUAUGAUGAAAGCCAAAAAAUUCUAAUAUGGUGCUUAUGUUGUCUGAUUAACAAAGAGCCACAGAAUUCUGGACAAUCAAAACUUAACCAUUGGAUACAGGGUUUAUUAUCUCAUAUACUUUCAGCACUCAGAUUUGAUAAAGAAGUUGCUCUUUUCACUCAAGGUCUUGGAUAUGCACCUAUAGAUUACUAUCCUGGUUUGCUUAAAAAUAUGGUUUUAUCAUUAGCAUCUGAACUCAGAGAGAAUCAUCUUAAUGGAUUUAACACUCAAAGGCGAAUGGCUCCUGAACGAGUGGCAUCCCUGUCACGAGUUUGUGUCCCACUUAUUACCCUGCCAGAUGUCGACCCCCUGGUGGAGGCUUUGCUCGUCUGUCACGGACAUGAACCUCAGGAAAUCCUCCAGCAAGAGUUCUUUGAGGCUGUAAACGAGGCCGUUUUGCUGAAGAAGAUUUCUCUCCCUGUGUCGGCUGUAGUCUGCCUCUGGCUUCGGCACCUUCCCAGCCUUGAAAAAACAAUGCUGCAUCUUUUUGAAAAGCUAAUCUCCAGUGAGAGAAAUUGUCUGAGAAGGAUCGAAUGCUUUAUAAAAGAUUCAUUGCUGCCUCAAGCAGCCUGCCACCCUGCCAUAUUCCGGGUUGUUGAUGAGAUGUUCAGGUGUGCACUCCUGGAAACUGAUGGGGCCCCAGAAGUCAUAGCCACUAUUCAAGUGUUUACACAGUGCUUUGUAGAAGCUCUGGAGAAAGAAAACAAGCAGCUGCGGUUUGCACUCAAGACCUACUUUCCGUACACUUCUCCAUCUCUUGCCACGGUGCUGCUACAAGGCCCUCAAGAUAUCCCUCAGGGACAGUGGCUCCAGACAUUGAAGCACAUUUCUGAACUGCUCAGAAAAGCAGUUGAAGACCAGACUCAUGGGUCCUGCAGAGGUCCCUUCAAGAGCUGGUUCCUGUUCAUUCACUUUGGAGGAUGGGCUGAGAUGGCAGCCGAGCAGUUACUGAUGUCGGCAGCUGAACCCCCCACGGCCCUGCUGUGGCUCUUGGCCUUCUACUAUGGACCUUGUGAUGGGAGGCAGCAGAGAACACAGACCAUGGUCCAGGUAAAGGCUGUGCUGGGCCACCUCCUGGCAAUGUCCAGAAGCACCACCCUCUCUGCCCAGGACCUCCAGACGGCAGCGAGACAGGGCACAGACACAGACCCCAGAGCUCCUGCACAACAGCUGAUCAGGCACCUUCUCCUCAACUUCCUGCUCUGGGCUCCCGGAGGCCACAUGAUUGCCCGGGAUGCCAUAACCCUGAUGGCUCACACUGCUGAGAUAACUCACGACAUCAUUGGCUUUCUUGACCAGACCUUGUACAGAUGGGAUUGUCUUGGUAUUGAAAGCCCUAGAUCAGGAAAACUGGCCCGAGAGCUCCUUAAAGAGCUACGAACUCAAGUCUAGCAAGGCACACAGGCUGUGUGGGUGCCCGGCGUGAGGGAUCAGGCUCACUAAGGCCACAGGACAGGUGAUGACCCCAUGGCCAUGCAUUUGUGGAGUAAGUGUUCCCUGUGGGCUGUGAGAAUGAGCCAUACAUAUCUUGGGAAGAUCUGCUAGUAUCUGUUUUACAAAAUGCAAAGCCAGGUCCCUCAGCCCAAACUCAGUCAGGCAUGUUCACCAAUGACUUGAGUGAGCCUUCAGCUCCCCUAAUGCCUGCCUGGCCAGACCAUCAGCCGGAGAACUACUGGAGCAAAGGCCUGGGUGGGAGAACAGGUUUCUAAUUUUUACCCAAGUCAAGAUGCAUAUCUAUUAUUUAAAGAUUCGAAAUCUUAGAACCAAUAAUUUGGUCAUGAACCGUUAAAUAAUUUAGAGAGAACUUAGCUGUUUUCCAUACAUCAUUUUUUAGGAAUCAGGGAUCUGAUAUAAAGCCACAUGUAAAGUCUUGCUGUAUGGAGAAAUUCAUCAUCCAAGGGGAGCCAGGGUCCCUCAGGCUUCCCUUGUGUCUCCCUGGACCUGCCUGACAGGCCAUGGGAGCGGACAGCACACCCAAGCCAGGGCCUCCUGCACACCCUUUCCACUUUCUAUCUGCUACACGCUGACUGCUACCAAAGAGCUGCAGGGACAUCAGAGGAGCCGGCUGGCGAAGGUUAGAGGAUGUGUUCCAGAAACAUUAGAAGACAGGAUUAGUAGCAGUUAGUUAUCGUGUUAAACCGAAAUGGGAAUUGGAAAUCCCUGAUAAAGAGUGGGCCUGGCUGGUGCGGGGCUCACACCUGUGAUCCCAGCACUCUGGGAGGCCAAGGCAGGUAGAUCGCUUGAGCAGAAAAGUUCCAGACUAGCCUGGCCAACAUGGCGAAACCCCAUCUCUACUAAAAAUACAAAAAUGAGCAGGGUGCAGUGGCACGCACCUGUUAACUCCAGCUACUUGGGAGGUUGAGGCACGAGGAUUGCUUGAACCCAGGAGGCAGGAGUUGUAGUGAGCUGAGGUCUUGCCACUGCAUCCCAGCCUGGGCAGCAAAACAAGACCCUGUCUUUUUUUAAAAAAAGGCAUUGGUAGUCUAAUCUCAAAGUUAAUACUUAUUUUAUGUCAGUAGACGAUGCUUUUUCCUUUCAGAGUCAUUCUGGAAUUGUAUUGAUUGUACAUUCUUUUGUGUCUAUUCUGUUUGUCAAGUGAGUCAAGACUUCCUUUUGUCCAUUUUGA